Messenger RNA from Aspergillus tanneri, 354 nucleotides. Its product is annotated as cytochrome c oxidase subunit 6B family protein. Lineage: Eukaryota; Fungi; Ascomycota; Eurotiomycetes; Eurotiales; Aspergillaceae. The coding region runs from base 1 to 354 and encodes 117 amino acids. Gene Ontology annotation, biological process: mitochondrial respiratory chain complex IV assembly. The record is from RefSeq and is a predicted model, not a curated record. The transcript has 2 exons. Gene Ontology annotation, cellular component: respiratory chain complex IV; mitochondrial intermembrane space; mitochondrion.
AUGGGUUGGUUCCCUUGGUCUUCGUCCGAUUCCGCCAGGAAAAAUGCCUCCGACGGCGGUCGCAUAGCUCCAGAUCGGUCAUCCCGACAGCGAUGCUGGGAGGGUCGCGAUCUAUUCUUUUCCUGUCUCGAUGAAAACAAUAUUAUCGAUGCCAUCAAGGAUGACAAGGAAGCCCGACGCAAGUGUGGCAAGGAGAUCGCAGAGUUUGAAUCUGCCUGUUCCAAAACAUGGGUCAAGUAUUUCAAGGAAAAGCGUGUGAUGGAGUACAAUCGAGAUAAGACUAUCGAGCGGAUUAAGAAAGAGGAUGCGGCCAAAGUCCAAGAUCUAAAAGCGCAAGGGUGGACAUCGAAGUGA